AUGCCCGUUACGAUCUCAGCCGUCGGGGGAGCUCAAACCGCGAUCGUGCGUCAUGCUGCUGCCUUAACACUCUCUCCCGAAUCAUCGAAUCACCCGUCGUUUUCGACGACGGCUUUAAUCCUGCCAUCGCUCACUUCAUACGCUCCCAAACGGCCAAUCGAUCCGUCUGCUCUUUCUCAUCUCUCUCAUUUAAAAUGGGCCGACUCUGAUCCUACCAGUGCCGAUCCUAUUCACGUCCUCAUCGGUGCUGAUCUUUACAGCGAACUCCUUCUCGACGGCGUCCAGAAAGGACGAGCUGGUCAACCCAUCGCUCAAAACUCUUUGUUAGGAUGGAUAAUCUCCGGUCCGGUUUUCUCUGACACAGAUCAAACUUCUCUUCACCUCUCCGUUCAUUGUACCUCGUUAACAUCGCUCGGUGAAGAACUAAAAAGAUUUUGGGAGAUCGAAGAGCCUCCUCAAGUUCAACUGUCGACUCCGCUCGAAGAGCAAUGCGAGUCACAUUUCCGGUCGACUCACUCUCGCUCCGCUGACGGACGCUACGUAGUCAGGUUGCCAUUUAAAACCGAUCCUCCGAUCGACAUCGGUCAUUCGAGAUAUAAGGCAGAACGCUUACUUCAAAGCUUAAUCCGUCGGUUUCACUCGCAGCCGACCUUAAAAAAUGAUUAUUGUGCCUUCAUGCGUGACUAUGCCGACCUCGGGCACAUGAGACCAGCUCCGGCGUCAAGCACGCCGCCUAAUCAAACGUACUUCGUUCCCCAUCAUCCGGUUUUUUGCGCCGACAGUACCACAAGUAAAAUCCGCGUCGUGUUCAAUGCAUCGAGCGUCACGUCAAACGGCUCUUCAUUGAACGACCAUCUUCACGCCGGCCCAAAACCCCAACUCGAUUUACCUGCCAUUAUUCUGAAAUGGCGUCAAUUUCGAUACGUAUACUCCGCGGACGUCGCGAAAAUGUACCGACAGAUUCUCAUUGACGAGCGCGACAUCGAUUUCCAAAGAAUUUUGUGGCUCGGGCACAAUAGCGUGGCGCCGUGUGAAUAUCAGCUGCUUACGGUCACGUAUGGAAUGACUUGCGCGCCGUAUCUAGCCCUCCGCGUAUUGAAAUGCCUUGUGGAUGAUGAAGGUGAUCGGUUUCCCCUCGCGUCCUCCAUCAUCCGCAAUCAAAUCUACGUCGACGACGUCUUAUUCGGAGACGACGAUAUUAGUUCUCUGCGACAACGUCGUGAUCAACUCGUCAACUUAAUGCGUUGCGGUAAAUUCGAGCUGCGUAAAUGGGCAAGCAACUCUCCGGCGCUGUUGGAGGAUAUCGAUCCCUCUGGUCAUGGGUUAGCAUGCAGUAAAACGAUUGCCGAUGACGAAAAGAUUAAGGUUCUCGGGAUCGUAUGGAAUCCCGCGCGCGACACGUUUCAGUUCAGGGUCACCAUCAAUAGGUCAAUUCCGGAGAGCAAACGGGAGAUUCUGUCGACAAUAGCGAAGCUUUUCGAUCCUCUGGGCUGGGUGUCGCCUGUUAUAAUAGCUGCGAAAAUCUUUAUGCAACACCUGUGGAGGUCUCAACUGACGUGGGAUCAAAAGAUUCCUGACGAUCUUCAGGCUCGAUGGCAACUUAUUUUCUCCAAACUGACAUUUCUUAAUGACGUGUCGAUCCCUCGGUGGACGAGAGUACAGCCCGACGGUCAGAUUGAGCUUCACGGCUUCGCCGAUGCAUCCUCUAAUGCAUACGCGGCUGUGAUUUAUCUUCGAUCAAUAUCCUCAUCUGGCGAAGUUUCAGUUUCACUCCUUACCAGCAAAUCCAAGGUCGCUCCGGUGACCCCCCUCACUAUCCCUCGCCUCGAAUUGUCCGCUACCUUACUUCUCAGCUCCCUCAUGCAUUUCGUCAUAACUUCUCUUGAUCUCAGCUCCGUUCCGAUCUUCCUGUGGACGUUCCACUAUCGUGCUGACAUGGUUGCGAUCUCAUCCUUCUCGGUGGACAACAUUUGUGGCCAAUCGCGUUGCUCGAAUUCAAGCAAUCAUGUCGGACGUUGCGUGGCGUUACGUUCCUACCUCGAGCAAUCCUGCCGACUGCGCUUCGCGCGGCAUUCAUGCGGAUGA
This is a messenger RNA of Vollenhovia emeryi, 2085 nucleotides long. RefSeq lists its product as uncharacterized. The transcript has a single exon. The record is from RefSeq and is a predicted model, not a curated record. NCBI's taxonomy places the organism in Eukaryota, Metazoa, Arthropoda, Insecta, Hymenoptera, Formicidae. The coding region runs from base 1 to 2085 and encodes 694 amino acids.